Molecule: messenger RNA, 2576 nt
Organism: Neogale vison (American mink)
Lineage: Eukaryota; Metazoa; Chordata; Mammalia; Carnivora; Mustelidae
Gene: PELI3
Product: pellino E3 ubiquitin protein ligase family member 3
Exons: 8
Coding region: 109-1518 (469 amino acids)
Biological process (GO): regulation of Toll signaling pathway; protein K63-linked ubiquitination
Molecular function (GO): ubiquitin protein ligase activity; protein binding
Source: RefSeq, a predicted model, not a curated record
GCGCGGAGCCGCCGCGGGCCGGGCCCAUCCCGCAGCAGCGGCCCCGGGGCCAAGCAGGGGCGAGGCGCGAAGGGAGAGGCGCCGAGCGGGACCGGGAGCGCGGCCAGAAUGGUGCUAGAAGGAAACCCUGAAGUGGGGUCUCCCCGAACCUCAGACCUCCGGCAUCCAGGGACCCAGGGCUCUUGUGUCCUCUCUUCUCCUGGUGAAGAUGCACAGCCAGGCGAGGAGCCCAUCAAGUAUGGCGAACUCAUCGUCCUGGGAUGCUGUGAGGAAGGAGGUGAGGAAACCGAGGCUCAGAGAGGGGAAGUGACUGGUCCAAGGGCACACAGCUGCUACAACGGGUGUCUGGCAAGUGGGGACAAGGGCCGCCGGAGAAGCCGCCUGGCACUGAGCCGCCGGCCCCAUGCCAAUGGCGUGAAGCCUGACGUUAUGCACCACAUCUCCACACCGCUCGUCUCCAAGGCACUGAGUAACCGCGGCCAGCACAGCAUCUCGUACACGCUGUCCCGGAGUCACUCGGUCAUCGUUGAGUACACGCACGACAGUGACACGGACAUGUUCCAGAUCGGCCGCUCCACAGAGAACAUGAUCGACUUUGUGGUAACAGACACAUCCCCCGGGGGAGGGGCUGCCGAGGGCCCCUCAGCCCAGAGCACCAUCUCCCGCUACGCCUGCCGCAUCUUGUGUGACCGCCGGCCGCCCUAUACUGCCCGCAUCUAUGCCGCUGGCUUCGAUGCCUCCAGCAACAUCUUCCUUGGAGAGCGGGCGGCCAAGUGGCGGACUCCCGACGGCCUGAUGGACGGCUUAACCACCAAUGGGGUCCUGGUGAUGCACCCAGCAGGCGGCUUCUCGGAGGACUCAGCCCCGGGUGUCUGGAGGGAGAUAUCCGUCUGUGGGAACGUGUACACUCUGAGGGACAGCCGCUCUGCACAGCAGCGAGGGAAGCUGGUGGAAAAUGAGUCCAAUGUGCUGCAGGAUGGCUCCCUCAUUGACCUGUGUGGGGCCACUCUGCUGUGGCGCACGCCGGCGGGGCUGCUGAGGGCCCCCACACUGAAGCAGCUGGAGGCCCAGCGGCAGGAGGCGAACGCGGCACGGCCCCAGUGCCCUGUGGGCCUCAGCACCCUGGCCUUCCCGAGUCCGGCCCGGGGCCGCACAGCACCCGACAAGCAGCAGCCCUGGGUCUACGUCCGGUGUGGCCACGUCCACGGCUACCACGGCUGGGGCUGCAGGAGAGAGCGGGGCCCCCAGGAGCGCGAGUGUCCUCUCUGUCGCCUCGUGGGGCCCUACGUCCCCCUGUGGCUUGGCCAGGAGGCAGGCCUCUGUCUGGACCCUGGGCCACCGAGCCAUGCCUUUGCACCUUGCGGCCAUGUGUGUUCGGAGAAGACUGCCCGCUACUGGGCCCAGACGCCGCUGCCCCACGGCACCCACGCUUUCCAUGCUGCCUGCCCCUUUUGUGGGGCCUGGCUCACCGGCGAGCAUGGCUGCGUCCGCCUCAUCUUCCAGGGGCCGCUGGACUAGGCUCCCCUGGGGCCCCGGCUGCCACGCCCACCUGCCCACCUAGAUCCCCCACCUCCUGCAGCCCAGAGGGAGCUCUGCAUGUGGGACUCGACCAUAGCCACACCAGAUGGACAUGUUGGAUGGAUGGGCUGUGCUCCUCCCCUCUUAACUCUGGUCCCUGAAACCCCUACCCCGGUCAGAAUGACGGGGCCCUUAGCACCAGCUCUGUCCCGGGCUGAUGGAGGGAAGCCCAUCCCUGUGCCCUGGCCCUUCCUGGGGUGUCCCACAUCAUGCCGCCUACACUGUGUCCCUGGGGGCGUGAAGGGGCCAUGGGUUCCUGACCCCCAGCUUAGGCUGGCCGUGCCCUGAGCCUGCCGACCCAGCUCCAGAUACCCUGCUGCUGCCCUGGGUUCCUCUAUAAAUCUCGCUGCUCAGCCUGCCCUCACAGAUCCCGCGUGUCCGGCAUGCGUGCGGUGCUGCCAGCCCCUGCAUGAGUGAGGGGUGGGCAGCAGGCCGGGGCCAGCAUCUGCUGGUACCCACUCCAGGCUGGACUCCACGCCACGUGGGCUCUGGGGACUCAGAGACGAUCAGACUUGGUUCUCUGCCCGGUGGAAGGCACAGUCUAGUGGACGACAGACCCGAUUACCGAAUGACAACACGGUUUCCUGGGCACCAGGAUCAGAGAAUCAUCAAGGGCUGCAGAGCUGGUCUCCCAAGCAGGCGGGAGAGUGAGGGAGGCUCGAGUGGGAACUCCCUACAGGAAGGGGAGGGUGCUCUGGGCAGGGGGGAGGCUGAGCACAGGCGAGGGUGUCAGGAAGCAGGGACCUGAGUGAGGGGCCGGAGAAGGGGCUGUAGAGGGCAGAAAGAGGGCUGGAGCAAGAGGUUGGGGCUGCCCUGAUGGGGAAGAUGCUGGAUGGAGGCUUUGGAACCUCGUUUGUGGACAGUCAGGAGCCGGGGGGCGGGGAGGGGACUCGGGGUCCCGGAGUGCUGGCUGUGACAGAAGGGCCACUAUUACCAAGUGCCCACCGUGCCCUUCACUGUGCUGCUGCUGCUAAUAACUAUCUAUUAACUAACCAGAA